This is a messenger RNA of Sparassis crispa, 738 nucleotides long. Its product is annotated as Nucleolar protein. The transcript has 4 exons. The coding region runs from base 1 to 738 and encodes 245 amino acids. Gene Ontology annotation, cellular component: nucleolus. NCBI's taxonomy places the organism in Eukaryota, Fungi, Basidiomycota, Agaricomycetes, Polyporales, Sparassidaceae. Gene Ontology annotation, biological process: ribosomal large subunit biogenesis. The record is from RefSeq and is a predicted model, not a curated record.
AUGGCCAAUCCCCGGCAACGAAGGAAACUGCGAUCUGGCUCGCACAAGCCCGUGCACCAUUCGCGUCGGGCGAAGAAAAUACUAAAAAAACAAUCUCCGAUCCGUGCUCCCAAAGUCCUGCAGGAGUCAUGGGAUAACCACAAAACCGUUAGACAGAAUUACGAGGCACUGGGUCUCGUUACUUCUCUGAACCCCACGUCAUCGGGCGGAGUGGAGAAGCCUCUGAAUAUGCAUAUGUCUGGGUGCGCCGACUCGCCGAUGCCAGAGCCCUCGUCGAGCGCAGCACCCGCGUCUAAUAGCGUACCGAAAGGGUAUGGCCGAAUCAUCCGGGACGAGGAUGGGAACAUCGUGGACGUUCAGAUGGGAGAGGAAGAAGCCGAAGAAACACCAGCAGAUGGGAUGCUCGACGAUCUACCUGAUCCGACCCGAGACGAACAAUUGGCAGGUUGGGUCGGACUGGGAUCGCACCCGAGUACCCAGCAAUUGAACAACGCGACAAUCACCCCUGUGGUCCAAGCCUUGGAGGAAAUCUCUAAAGCAAGUGGUAGUAAACGUCCGCCACGGUUCACCUCUGCAGGUGAAGCGGCGACUCUCCGACGAUUGAUACAAAAGCACAAGGACGACGUGGAGUCCAUGGCUCGGGACAGGAAGUUGAACGCCGACCAACGAACGCCUGGUGAGCUGCGUCGAGCGAUCACGAAGGCGGGUGGUUUCGCUGCAUUGGCAACGGGAGUAUAG